GAAUUUUUGUUCGUCAUAAAGUAAGUUGCGUUGCUUGCGUGUAUCGUACGGUGUUUGCUCCUUGUUAACAGUAAUUAAUUUUGAGCCAGCUCGCAAUCCAAUAUCAAUCAUGGAAGUAGAAAUUUUGGAUGCUAAAAGCUCAAAACUUCUAGGAAAGUGUCAAGUUAAAGGUGACACGACAAUAAAAGCAUUGAAAAAUGAAGUAUAUAAACUGAAGAAAUCGCUCUCGAUUCAUCGCCAAUCGCUUCGCUUGGAACCCCGCGGUAAAACAUUGAAUGAUUCCGAUACACUACAGGCCCUAAACAUUUCCUCCGGUGGAAAAUUAUACGUCAGGGACCUCGGACCACAAAUCAGUUGGAAAGGAGUAUUCCUGGCGGAAUAUGCGGGACCGAUAUUUGUAUACCUCAUUUUCUAUCAGCGACCGUCUUUAAUCUAUGGAACAGCAGCUUCAAAUGCGAUGAGUUUGACGGCAAACAUUGCCGCAGCUUGCUGGACUGCUCACUAUGGAAAACGUUUGCUGGAAACUCUAUUCGUGCAUCGUUUUUCGCAUGCCACCAUGCCGCUGCGCAAUCUGUUCAAGAAUUGCUCUUAUUAUUGGGCGUUCGCCGGAUACGUUGCCUACCACGUGAACCACCCACUUUUUACCGAGCCCAGUAAAGCUGUCCUCUAUGCCGGCUUAGCUGGCUUUAUAGUAAGUGAAUUGGGUAACUUCUCCAUACACAUGCUGUUGAGAAACCUCCGACCGGCUGGCUCGACAGUUCGCAAGAUACCUGUUCCGGAUGGCAACCCGCUUAGUCAGCUGUUCAACUUUGUUUCCUGUCCCAACUAUACGUAUGAAUUUUUCUCUUGGCUGUCCUUUUCAUUGAUGACUACUUGCGUUCCGGCGUUGAUUUUUGCUGCAGCCGGUAUGUACCAGAUGACACUGUGGGCUAUUGGCAAGCACAAGAAUUACAAGAAAGAGUUUAAAGACUAUCCCAAGGGUAGGAAGGCCAUACUUCCGUUUGUUAUUUAAGUGUGUUUGUUCGACAUUUCCGAUUACUCUGGUAGUAUCUAGUGCUCAAAAGACGUCGUUUAGAAAUGAUGGAAAUUGAUUUAUAUUUGUUUAGUUAAGAGUGAACAGGAAGGUAGUUAUGUAGUUCACGGAUAAGGUUAUUUUCCCAGUAUACAUAUUUAACAGUCGACGGAAGCAGGAUAUGGUGAAGUAGCUUUGUAUGUGGGAUAAAAUAGGAUAAGUCUAAUCUUUGAAAAAUCAUUCCCUUACUGGUUUUUGUGAAACCUUGAAAAAUAAAUUUAAAA
This is a messenger RNA of Sabethes cyaneus, 1296 nucleotides long. It is a transcript of the gene Sc2, whose product is annotated as probable very-long-chain enoyl-CoA reductase art-1. Gene Ontology annotation, molecular function: oxidoreductase activity, acting on the CH-CH group of donors; protein binding. Gene Ontology annotation, biological process: very long-chain fatty acid biosynthetic process. The transcript is spliced from 5 exons. The coding region runs from base 110 to 1012 and encodes 300 amino acids. The record is from RefSeq and is a predicted model, not a curated record. NCBI's taxonomy places the organism in Eukaryota, Metazoa, Arthropoda, Insecta, Diptera, Culicidae.